AUGGCCGGUGGUCAACACCACCACAGAACCAACCUUGAUAAGUACCACCCUGGUUACUUUGGUAAGGUCGGUAUGAGACACUUCCACCUCCAAAGAAACCACUCUUGGGCCCCUACCCUCAACCUCGACAAGCUCUGGACCCUCGUUCCUGAGGAGAAGAGAGAGAAGUACCUUGCUGCUUCCUCUUCCAGCGCUGCUCCUGUUAUCGACACAUUGGCCGCCGGUUUCGGUAAGGUCCUCGGUAAGGGUAAAUUACCUACCGUCCCUGUCAUUGUCAAGGCCAGAUACGUUUCCAAGUUGGCUGAGGAGAAGAUCAAGGCCGCUGGUGGUGUUGUUGAGCUCAUUGCUUAA
This is a messenger RNA of Sugiyamaella lignohabitans, 351 nucleotides long. It is a transcript of the gene RPL28, whose product is annotated as ribosomal 60S subunit protein L28. The transcript has a single exon. Bases 1 to 351 code for a protein of 116 amino acids. Lineage: Eukaryota; Fungi; Ascomycota; Dipodascomycetes; Dipodascales; Trichomonascaceae. Gene Ontology annotation, molecular function: structural constituent of ribosome. Gene Ontology annotation, cellular component: ribosome; cytosolic large ribosomal subunit. The record is from RefSeq and is a predicted model, not a curated record. Gene Ontology annotation, biological process: translation.